UUUAGUGAGAGAUACGAGAAUACCACGUAACCUGUCCGGCAAGUGUCAAAAGCCCGUGGAAAAUCCUCAAAAAAAUCUCCAAUCCCUGCCCUCAAGAAGCGGAGUGAUACCAGAGAUAAUUGAAGAAUAAUUGCCGUCGCGAUGUAACGCAAAAGUUCUAAACCCAUGGAAAAUCCUUCAAAAGCACCAGCAAUCAGCGAGACAACGAAAAUUCCGGUGCUCCACCUGAAAAACCCGGACUACCCAAAUAAUCAUUAAAAAAAAUAAAAAUGCCAAAACAAGUGGCAGUGGAGGACCUGGUGAUUCCACCUCAGGACGGCCGUAUCUGCGGUACAAUAUGCAUCUGCCAGAUGACAGCUGUCCUGUCAUCAGUUGCCUUAGUCUACUUGGCAGUUGCCGUGUACAUGCCAACGACAAGAGCAGUUGCAUCAGGAAUAGCUCCAGUACCAGUGAUGUGUACGACAAUUAGAACAGUGAAUGCAGACAGCUGUGACUGGGGUAGCUGCGGUGAAUGGUGUUUAUCGAAGACAUCGGGACCCUGCGCCCAGAUCCACGUCAAUCUCCGUAGGAAUGGCUCAACGAUAAUCCUAGCCAACUGCACCAACACCACCAACAAAACAUGCUAUGGCAUUGACCAGGAGAAUGCAAAAAAAGCCAAGUGCAUAGCCGACGAGUGCCGUAAUUUAACCGGUACCUUCAACUGCACUGCAGGUUUCUGCAUGAACGUGACUGAUGCCUUUGAGUGCUCAUUCAGCGAUACAGAUCCACCCCUCAAGUGCUCAGGCAAAAGAGGGAAGAUCACCUGCAUCGCAAUCGAUGGUUUAUUCAACUGCAAUCGAGGUACUUGCGAGAGAAUAAGAACGCCUUACAACUGCGACAGAAGAUGCGUUGAUAUUCCAACGAGAAACAAGAAUGUUAUUCUCCUGAGUGGUGACAAGGUUUACCUCAGCCAGUGUGAGAGAGCGAUUGAUGUUGAGAGCGGCAAGGAGAUCUGGCAUGAGAAUCGUGGUGAUGUGAUGAUGGCAUCGUGCUAUGGAAUAUUUAAUUCAAGUCUCGGUGUUGAGGCUGUUGACUGCAUCAAUGGUUCUGUCCUGGAGAAGGAUAUGCUUACUGAUCUUACAAAUUUCACGUACCUGUCUUAUUUGAAUCUUUACGCUACGAAGCCACUCGAUGAGACUGGAACAAUAGCACCUCCUGAGCACAGCCUCAUUCUCGCUAAUGAGAGCCGAUUGCUUAUUAAUCUUGAGGGAUGUGUCAAUACCCUCAGGGAUGAGUGCAGAGAUUUUCUCCAUGAGUAUGGAAAAGAUGGAUCUGAUCACAAUGCUCGGGCACGCUUUCCCUGCUUCUAUGCCAAGGAUAAGACAGGUGUUGUGGUCUCGAGGUUUGAUCUUGAUAACACGUGGAAGGAAUUUCUCAUUGCUUUUAUUCUGCCAUUUGUACUGUUCGUUGUCAGCUGUUUGACACUCAUCUGCAUUCAGAGGACCAUUGUCGUUGGGGAUGACGCCAGGAUGAGGUUCAAGGGACCUGGAGCACUCAAUGAAAUUCAUAAGAGUGCCAGUGGUAAUUUGGGGGAUGCAGGGGGAGGUGAUUCCGUUAUGGCACUCUGAGAUCCGUCACGCAUUCCCCUCCUGGAGGAGAGCCCGGCUCGCCAAUCGAUAUUCUCCCUCCGUGGACACUACUAAGUGUGCGACUUGGUCGGAGGGUGGGGGGAGGGGAACGCGUGAUUAAUUAAGAGAAUUAAAAUUAAAAACCUCAAAAUUUUAGGUGAAAAUUUACGAUUAAUUAUCAAAAAUAUGAUUGACCGGACAAUUAAUUGAAUUGAGUGAGAGAAAAUAAUGAAUUUUCAAACUGGCACUGCCGAUAAAAUUAUAACCGAACGGGAUUAAUUAUCAAAUUAAAUGAGGAAUAAAUUUGAAUGAGUUAGACACGUGUUCAUAGGUCAGUUAAUCAUGGGGGAGAAAAUCGAAGUGGAAGAAUGAUUUUUAGAAUUUCACAUUCAAUUGCAAUAAGAUAUACCACGAAUUACCGAUUUUUCACGCUUUCACGGCAAACGGACGUGCUCAGCUGAUUCAAUAACCGAUUGUUUAACGAUUUACAAGUAAUUCCUGAUUUUAUUAAUCCAGGGUUUUACGAUAAACGUAAAGUUAUUUACUAGUUAAUAAUUCAUGAAGUUGAGAGGGAUUAAACGAUAAACCAGGACACGGUGGUAUUUUUGGGGUAAAAGUAAAUGAUUAAUUUUUGGGACUUAUAGGGGAUUGAGGGGGAGAGAGGAAAAGUAAUUUUUUAAAUAUGGGGGAGGACUGCUGAUCAAGGGGUUGAGUGGGAAGAGAAAUUUUUGGAUUAUUUUCGUCGCGAGUGGAGGAAAAAUAAAUCAUUUAACCUGGAGUCGGAGGAGGAGUCCCGCUGUGAGUUGGGGGACUUGAGACGAAGGGUGGAGAAGUACGGAUACAUAAAUCGAGGUUCCUUGGGUCGUUUCGACCCAAGUGCUGCCUCGAUAAUUGAUUCCGACGAGUCAACGGUGA
Fopius arisanus is the source of this 2522-nucleotide messenger RNA. RefSeq names its product tipE homolog 3 (gene Teh3). Gene Ontology annotation, biological process: regulation of sodium ion transport. Gene Ontology annotation, cellular component: plasma membrane. Gene Ontology annotation, molecular function: sodium channel regulator activity. The coding region runs from base 270 to 1607 and encodes 445 amino acids. NCBI's taxonomy places the organism in Eukaryota, Metazoa, Arthropoda, Insecta, Hymenoptera, Braconidae. The record is from RefSeq and is a predicted model, not a curated record. The transcript has 2 exons.